AUGGGCGCUUUGCUUCUACCUGGUCUUGUAUUCAUCCCCUCUGAUCUGGCUCUUGUUGGCUAUUACCUUGCCAACAAAAACAAUGAAGAGCUACAUGAUUUCAAUGGCUCAUACAUCAUCAAAGAAAUGAACUUGUAUGAGUUUGACCCCUUUGAAUCACCUCAUGCAUCAUCCUUUCAAUUCAACAAUCGAAGGCACUGGUACUAUUUUAUUUCAAAAAUUGACGAAGAGAGGAGGCAUUGUAAGACUGGUUUCUGGAAGAAGAAGGGAAAUGUUUGUGAAAUUACUAAUGGUGGUAACACACUUUUGGGAAUGAAAGCUCUUUUUGUUUUUUAUCUCGGAAAAUCUCCAAACGAUGCUGAAAGAACUAACUGGACUAUGUAUGAGUAUACCUUGGCGGAUAAACCUCAUGCUCCUUUUGUUGUUUGUCGUAUUUUUGAAUGCCCUCCAGAGAUUGAUGUGGAUUAUGAGUUCGGGCCUAUAUCUGAUGUUGAUGAAACUGAUAUUGAUGAGGCUGAUAUCGAUGAAAGUGAUGUUUAG
Messenger RNA from Vicia villosa (hairy vetch), 540 nucleotides. Its product is annotated as NAC domain-containing protein 40-like. The record is from RefSeq and is a predicted model, not a curated record. Gene Ontology annotation, biological process: regulation of DNA-templated transcription. Gene Ontology annotation, molecular function: DNA binding. NCBI's taxonomy places the organism in Eukaryota, Viridiplantae, Streptophyta, Magnoliopsida, Fabales, Fabaceae. Bases 1 to 540 code for a protein of 179 amino acids. The transcript has 2 exons.